AUGGCUGAAGUAGAUGAAUUCUCAGCUUAUCGUAGCGAAAAUGUCGUUUCAACUGAACAACGUAUCCUUUAUUUCAUUAUGGGUUCUCUUGUUUCAUUAGUUCCAGUUUACUUAUAUCAUGCCAUUUUCUAUUUAUCAUUCGAAGAAAACAUGAUUGUUUAUGGUUCAGUCACUCUUUUCUCAGCAAUUGUUCUUACUUUUGCUUACAACAACAUUUACAGAAUGAAAAAAUUAAAAUUAUCAAGUGCCAGAGAACACAACGUUCCAAAAACUGGUAAAGUUUCAGGUGACAAAAAGAAAGUUGCUGCUGCCCAAAAAGAACUCCAAUCUGUUCACACUUCAAAUGAAGCCAUCGCUGCCUCAGUCAUGUAUAACAAUGCUGUCUUUUUAAUCAGCUUUUUAGUUUUCUCAUUCAUUAUUUUCAAGAAUGUCGGUUUAGUUUACAACUAUAUUACCUCUGUAUCACUCGCCAGUGGUUUAACUACCUUUUUAUCAACUGGUAGU
Molecule: messenger RNA, 504 nt
Organism: Dictyostelium purpureum
Lineage: Eukaryota; Evosea; Eumycetozoa; Dictyosteliales; Dictyosteliaceae
Exons: 3
Biological process (GO): SRP-dependent cotranslational protein targeting to membrane
Cellular component (GO): membrane; endoplasmic reticulum
Source: RefSeq, a predicted model, not a curated record